Bemisia tabaci is the source of this 1568-nucleotide messenger RNA. Lineage: Eukaryota; Metazoa; Arthropoda; Insecta; Hemiptera; Aleyrodidae. The record is from RefSeq and is a predicted model, not a curated record.
CUAUUUGCCGGAAGUGGAGCAAUGCUGGCCUUCGUCUUCACUGGGAUGGUUGAGGCACAGUCGGCUGUGCUACUCCCGCAGCUGAAGGAUAAGGAUAGCCGUAUACCUGUUACCCCGGAGGAGGAAACAUGGAUAGCAAGUCUGGGCAUUUUAACCUCUCCAAUCUCAGCGAUCAUAUCGGGACCAAUCGUUGACAUGAUCGGUCGAAAAAAAGGACUGCAGUUCUUCUACGUCAACAUUGGAGUCGGUUUCGGGAUCAUCGCAUGCGCGACUGAGGUGUGGCAUCUCUACGUUGGCCGCAUAAUUUGUGCUUUUGCUGUCGGUUUGGAAGUGGUGGCAGUGGUCUACCUGGCGGAGAUAUGCACGAAAAAGCAGCGCAGUGCCAUAUUCUCGGUGAUGUUCACCCUGGCAGCAACCGGAGUCCUCCUGACGUAUGUCGUAGGUGGUUACUUGCCUUGGAACAUCGCAUCAGGGAUUUUUAGCCUGGCUUGCUUCGCGUACCUGAUCAUCCAGAGCCUUGCACCCGAGUCCCCCGCCUGGCUCUUCAAAACAGGCCGAAUCGAGGCCUCCAUCCGCAGUCUCCAAAGGUUGGGACGAAGCAACUCUGGCGUUUUGCGGGAGGUAGAUCUGUUAAAACUGUCCACCCAGGAGAAGACUGAAAAGUUCGAGUUCCGCAUUUUUCUGCAGCCAACCGUUUGGAAACCGUUUCUGAUAUUGUCUAUAUAUCACUUUUUAGCAACCGCUUCAGGGGCUUACGAUAUAAUGGCCUACACAGUGGAGUUCAUCGCGGCUUUGGGUACAAGUUACGACCCACUUGCUGCCUCAAUACUAUUGUCUGUUAUCAGAGUAAUAGUAAAUGCCACCGCUGGUAUAUAUUUUGUAGGUUCCGUGAGUCGUAGAUUGGCGACAGCCCUCUCCGCCCUCCUGAUGACGAUAUCCCUGCUGGGGACAGGGCUCUACUCCUACGUCUACCGGGAGGCGGCGCCCGGGUCCAAACCCCACGAGUGGGUCCCGAUCGCGCUCAUGAUCCUCAACAUCGGGGCGGGCGCCAUCGGGGUGACGUCACUGCCGUGGCUCAUGUCCGGCGAGAUGUUCCCGUUGGAGGUGCGCGGCGCCAUGACCGGGGCGGCCUUCGUCAUCGGCUCCGGGUUCAUGUUCCUCUUCAUCAAGAUCUACUACAUCAUGCUCGAAGGGCUCCAGAUGUGGGGGUUGCUCCUCGCCUGGGCCGUCCCUUCAGCCAUGGCUGUCGCGUUCGGGGUGUGGAUUCUGCCUGAGACCCAGGGGAAGACGCUCUACGAGAUUGAGAGGGGGUUCCUGCCCCAGGGAGAGAGGAUGAGGGAGCCGCCUCAGGUGGCUCCGGAGCAGAUUGAAAUCGACGUGACGAAAAAUGGAACUUGAAUUGUUUUGGGAAUGGAUGGUGAGGGAAAGAUCACUUGGACCGAGUUCAGCCCAAUGGCGCACAAUGCUGCCGUGAUACCAUAGUGUACACAGAGUCGUAAUGUAAGUGGGAGAGCUGGCGCCAUGUUCUGCUCGACGAAUUCCGAGCCCGGUGUGCGCCGAGUUCGGGU